CGGUGACCCGCCCCGCGAGCUCGUGCUGCAUGGAGCGGCUGCAGAAGCAACCCCUGACGUCCCCCGGGAGCGUCAGCUCCUCCCGAGACUCCAGCGUGCCCGGCUCACCCUCCAGCAUCGUGGCCAAGAUGGCCAAUCAGGUGCUAGGCUAUAAGGACCUGGCUGCCAUCCCCAAGGACAAGGCCAUCCUGGACAUUGAGCGGCCUGAUCUCAUGAUCUACGAGCCUCACUUUACCUAUUCCCUCCUGGAACACGUGGAGCUGCCCAGAAGCCGGGAGCGCUCGCUGUCACCCAAAUCCACAUCCCCCCCACCAUCACCGGAGGUGUGGACGGAGAGCAAGUCCCCUGGAAUCAUCUCUCAGGCUUCAGCCCCGAGAACCACUGGCACCCCCCGGACCAGUCUGCCCCAUUUCCACCAUCCUGAGACCACCCGCCCAGAUUCCAACAUCUAUAAGAAGCCACCCAUCUAUAAGCAGAGAGAGUCCAUGGGAGGCAGCCCCCAGAGCAAGCACCUCAUCGAGGACCUCAUCAUUGAGUCGUCCAAGUUCCCUGCGGCCCAGCCCCCGGACCCUAACCAGCCGGCCAAGAUCGAAACGGACUACUGGCCCUGCCCCCCAUCACUGGCCGUUGUGGAGACAGAAUGGAGGAAGCGGAAGGCAUCUCGGAGGGGCGUGGAAGAGGAGGAGGAGGAGGAGGAAGAAGAUGACUCAGGAGAGGAGAUGAAGGCUCUCAGGGAGCGUCAGAAAGAGGAACUCAGUAAGGUUACUUCCAACUUGGGAAAGAUGAUCUUGAAAGAAGAGAUGGAAAAGUCAUUGCCUAUCCGGAGAAAAACCCGUUCCCUGCCUGACCGGACACCCUUCCAUACCUCCUUGCACACCGGAACGUCCAAGUCAUCUUCUCUCCCUGCCUAUGGCAGGACCACCCUGAGCCGGCUACAGUCUACAGACUUCAGCCCAUCGGGGAGUGAGACUGGAAGCCCAGGUCUGCAGAACGGAGAGGGCCAGAGGGGGAGGAUGGACCGGGGGAACUCCCUGCCCUGUGUGCUGGAGCAGAAGAUCUAUCCCUAUGAAAUGCUGGUGGUGACCAACAAGGGACGAACCAAGCUGCCUCCAGGUGUGGACCGGAUGAGGCUUGAGAGGCAUCUAUCCGCCGAGGACUUCUCAAGGGUAUUCGCCAUGUCUCCAGAAGAGUUUAGCAAGCUGGCUCUUUGGAAGCGGAAUGAACUGAAGAAGAAGGCCUCUCUCUUCUGAUCGCCCCCGCCCAUGACUGCCCCCUCACCCUGCUGCUUCGGGGCUCUGGAGCUGGGGUCGCAG
Cynocephalus volans (Philippine flying lemur) is the source of this 1313-nucleotide messenger RNA. RefSeq names its product dematin actin binding protein (gene DMTN). Gene Ontology annotation, biological process: cytoskeleton organization; lamellipodium assembly; actin filament bundle assembly. The record is from RefSeq and is a predicted model, not a curated record. Bases 30 to 1250 code for a protein of 406 amino acids. Gene Ontology annotation, cellular component: plasma membrane; actin cytoskeleton. Gene Ontology annotation, molecular function: actin filament binding. NCBI's taxonomy places the organism in Eukaryota, Metazoa, Chordata, Mammalia, Dermoptera, Cynocephalidae. The transcript is spliced from 15 exons.